Pyricularia pennisetigena is the source of this 1218-nucleotide messenger RNA. RefSeq lists its product as uncharacterized. Bases 1 to 1218 code for a protein of 405 amino acids. Lineage: Eukaryota; Fungi; Ascomycota; Sordariomycetes; Magnaporthales; Pyriculariaceae. The record is from RefSeq and is a predicted model, not a curated record. The transcript has 2 exons.
AUGGUCUUUGGGCGGAAUGUUGCGUUUUUCGCCGCAGUGGCCAUCGUCACCACUUCCGCCUCGGCCCUGGAGCUCAUCGGCUCCGAGGUUCCAUCGGCAUGUCAGCAGAUCUGCAUGCCGGUAGUGCUCCUUUCGGGAGCCUGCGCAACGGCCGAGCGCAAAGUCCUGGGAACCCCGCCGCCGCCAGGGACUGCGAUACCCUCAUCAUCCACACAAUCGCCACCAGCAGCGACGCCUCCUUCAUCAUCACUUCCCCCUCCGCCUUCGUCAUCGUCGAAUCCCUUAUCCAGCAGCACGCCUCCCUUACCUCCUGCUCCUCCUGAGUCAAUCCCGAGCGUACCUCCACCGCCUACCCCGACUCCGGCAACUACACAGCCACCAGCUACUCCUCCUGCCGCCGCGCCCGCUCUACCGACCAGCGGCCCGCCGGUGCAGUUGACCCCGUCACCAGGAACCCCACCGGCAGAGGCGACGUCGCCGCCGCCACAGCCAACUCCGACGGAACCCGCGACAACCUCGGCAGCAAGGCGCAGCCGCGAGGACAAAGACGACCGCAGCUCGUCGUCAUCACGGGAGCUCAACUUUGGCCCGGCCGCCAACUCCUUCCUGGCCGCGCUAUCGUCCGCCAAAGCCGACCGUCAGCGCAAAGGGAAGCAGCGGGACGUCGACGCCGCCGACAACGACCCGGCUCUCCCCACCGCCGUCCCGGGGUUGGAAUCGGCCCAGAAGCGGGCCUUGGGCGGUCGAGACAGCGCGGUGGGCCGGCGGCAGGAGAACGUGGAGCACGACCAGUUCCAGCGGGCAUGCUACUGCCGGAACCUCAGCUUCGACGUCUCGGGCAUCUCGGGGCUGUGCGGAAGCUGCAUGGCCCAAAGCUCCAAUACCGAGCAGGAGCGGAAAGGCUUAGCCGACGCCAACAGCAUCUUAGCAAAGUGCGGAUUCCCCACCGCCACGUACCAGCCAGACGCCGCCAAGCAGGCGGCUGGCAUCACGCUCGUGGCCGUCAUGCCGUCGCGCAUGCCGUCCAACGACCCAGGAGGGCUGGUUUUCGUCCCGGGGACGUUGCCCACAGGUGAUGGCCCGGUCCCUGCAACUUCUGGGAGUGGUGACGGCCAAGGACCUGUUCAGAGGGGAGGGGUUGGCGAGAUGGCGACUUCUGGAUCCUUGGCUGUUCUGAUCGCCGUCUGCUGGGCUUUGUUGGCACUGGUGGCAAUAUAA